Messenger RNA from Bombyx mandarina (wild silkworm), 2062 nucleotides. It is a transcript of the gene noc, whose product is annotated as zinc finger protein no ocelli. NCBI's taxonomy places the organism in Eukaryota, Metazoa, Arthropoda, Insecta, Lepidoptera, Bombycidae. Gene Ontology annotation, cellular component: nucleus. Gene Ontology annotation, biological process: negative regulation of DNA-templated transcription. The record is from RefSeq and is a predicted model, not a curated record.
ACUCAAAGCGCUGCCCGUCAUGGGUGGCGAGCCACCAACGCCAUCGCACGUCUCAAUCCGCACCCGACUGCUGAACAUACCGCCUUUCCUUUUUCCCCUACCGCAAUGCAGCUAUGUGUCGUUUCCGCUUUAUUUUUUACGAUCGCGCGCUGCAGCGGUGAGACAUAGCGCUCUCUGUCUGGCGGAGGUUCGGCGUAUUGCUGUCUCUAUCUGUCGCGACGAGGGCGCGGGGUACGGAGGCGAGUCGAGCUUUGGUGGGGUCCAGUCGCUCACAGUCGCUUCGAACGUCGCCGCGUGUACAUGUGUCUUACUUGCUCAGUCUGCGCUCCGUUUGCAAAGUGUACACUAAAUUAAACUCCCUUACGUGAUUGUAUCGUGAAGUUCAAAAGUGAUAGUAAAAGUUAUCUCCAAAUGGUGGUGCUUGAAGACGGUGGAAUGAUGGCUACAAAUCCCAACCAGUACUUACAACCAGAUUAUUUAGCACCGCUUCCGUCCACUUUGGACUCGAAAAAAAGCCCGCUUGCGCUUCUAGCGCAAACCUGCAGCCAAAUUGGUGUUGACUCGACACCUUCAAAGCCGCUGCUCCCGCCACACGACAAGAAAAAAGUGAACAGUGUUAAUAACAGUGAUAUAAUAAGUCGUUCGUCACCAAACAGUAAUACAAUGAAACAAGACAAGCCAAGAUCGUCUCCGGAAAGCAAACAUUUGGCGUUCAAGCCAUACGAGGCAAACGUUAUAACAAAAAAGCCGGAUGAGACUCGGCCCUCUUCCAAAGCUAGUUCGGACAGUUCCGAAGACAAGAAAUCUGGAAAGAGCACCCCGGGACGUAAAUCAACAUCGCCCAGUGGUGAAAAUGGAAAAAACAGUCCUUCAAACGAAACAAAAUCUUCUUCAGCCAGUUCAUCUGGAACAAGCCCUAUAAUCCGGUCCGGAUUAGAGGUUUUGGGACACGGCAAGGAUCAUCUGGGCGCUUUCAAGAAUAUACCCGGAUUACCGGGAUUUAAUCCGCUCUCUGGACUUUGUUGCCCGCCUGGAUUGGAGCAGCACGGAAACCCGGCAUUCAGACCACCGUAUGCCGGAGCACCAUUCAAUGCUCAUCAUGCCGCUAUGCUUGCCGCCGCAGCUGCUUUUCCCGGAUCUUCAGCAAAUCCAUACCUUGGAUAUGCGAGAGUUAAAACACCUGCCGGGGGAGAGACACUGGUCCCUGUCUGCAAAGAUCCAUAUUGCACCGGCUGCCAGUUCUCAGUCAACAACCACCAUCUGUUAAUGAGCAAUGGAUCUUGCCCCGCCGGGUGCACACAAUGCGAACAUCAAAAGUACAACUUAGCGAUGGCAAUGGCUCUGUCACAGCAAGGGGCCGCCGCUAGUAGUUUGCCCUACCACCAGCUGAGCCGACCCUACGUUUGCAACUGGAUCGUCGGCGAAUCUUACUGCGGCAAGCGGUUUGGAAAUUCCGAGGAAUUGUUACAGCACUUGAGAAGCCACACAGCCGACGGAUCCGCUCCAUCGACCAGUGCAUCGACUCAAGCAUCCAUUUUAAAUCAAUUUAAUCCACUGUUCACGACUGCCGGUCUUCGUAGCGCAUACCCGACGGCGCCGCUCAGCCCACUUUCUGCGAGUAGAUACCAUCCUUACUCAAAAGCUGGUCUCCCGGCCAGCCUCAGUGCUUCACCAUACGGUGCCUUCAACCCUGCGCUCGGACCGUUUUAUUCUCCCUACGCCAUGUAUGGACAGAGACUUGGGGCGGCAGCCGUUCACCAGUAAACUAAGUGAAGUGAUAACUUGGACCGAACAAACUUUUAAACUAUACUUAUAUUGUCCAAUUUUCUUCUGUGAUAUUAAUAAAGUAACUCAGUGGACGGCGUUACGCACCAUGACAAAUUUAGUGAUUAGUGCAAUUUAAUGAUAGUUAUUUAUCUAAGUGUUCUCUAAGGAUGAUUGAUACUUUGCGAGUAUUGGAUAAUCGUAAGGAUUAUACAGCCAAAUGUUUUUUUUUCUUUUGUGUGUAAAUAAUCUCUAUGUUUAAUUAAAAUGAAUUAUUUGAAAUAUAAUAUUACAUACC